GAGAGCUGGGCGGGAGGUGUUUGGAGUGACUUAGGGUAUCAAGCUGCUUUGUGAGGGACCCUCUUCCUCUAGAAAUUUCAGCACAUCAAGAAAGCCCUUAUCCAUGCAGGCCUUGAGCAUGGGCUCUGAUGUCAGCCCCUGCGUCCUCCACCCCCGCUCCCUGUUUCCCAGGGUGGCAGACUCGCCAAGGCCAGGGCUGCCUACCCACACCUACAGGGCUGAGUACAGCCCAACCAGGUGCCUGCUGCUGGCCUGGAGCAUUCCAACCUGGACAGGCCACCAUGGUGGGCACUACACUCCUGCUCCUGGCCCUGCUCCCUGGGACUGCCACUGUGCUCAAUGAACCACUUGCACCCCCAUUCCCUGGGGCGCCUGGCCCCUGGCUGCGCAGACCCCUUUUCAGUCUGGAUUUAUCAGACACAGAGGAUUCAUUCCCUCGCCGCACUGGGCCACUGGAGGUUCCGGCCGACAGCCAUGUGUUUGUGCAGGCAGCCCUGGCCCGUCCUUCACCGAGAUGGGACCUGGCCCUGCACCGCUGCUCAGUAACGCCUUCCUCACGCCCGGCCCUGGGGCCUGCUCUGGUGCUUCUACGUGGGGGCUGCCCUGCUGACGCCUCUGUCAACUUCUCACCACCUCCACACCCGGAUGCUGCUCGCCCCACACGCUUCAGCUUCCGCCUGCGCCCGGUAUUCAACGCCUCAGUGCAGUUCCUGCACUGCCAGAUAAGCCGCUGCCGUCGCAGCCACCGCCACCGAGCUCUCCACCAGACACCGACGCCUCUUACCCCGCGAUCGCCAUCGCAGUGUCUGCCUCAAGAUGAGGCAUGCGCGGGCAGCGGUGAGAGCCUUGGUACCGACAGCCCCCACCUGCACACUCUGACGCAGCCCAUCGUGGUCACAGUACCUCGUCCACCCCCUAGGCCGUCUAAGAGCCUCCCCGGCAGGGCCGUGCGUCCAGAGCCGCCCUCUCCAGCCGCUGCAGCCCUGGAGCCCGCACCAGUGGUGGCGUUGGUGUUGGCCGCAUUCGUGCUGGGUGCUGCGCUGGCCGCUGGGCUCGGUCUCGUCUGCGCGCACUCAGGUACCGACUUCUGUCCCGCCAGAACCCAACACCUAUUUCCAUACCUCCCCCACGUCACCCCCCCCCCUCCCCAUGUGCCCCAUCAUGCUGAACUUUCUUGGAUCUGGCCCUCUGGGCUAGUACACUGCAGCAGCGUCCACCAGGUGGCGCGCUUACCCUGGCGCAGUGCACAGGCAACCCCUAUUCCAGCCAGCUUCUUCUUUCAGCACCUCCAGCCCCCGGCCAGCCUCCUAGAGCGCCCCCCAGCGGCCCCCAGAUCCAGAGGCCCUAGUAGGCAGAGAUGGCACAACCCAGUGAGGUCCUGUGAUGCAUCCAGCCAUGGAUUCAGAACCCUUUGGGAGGACUCGUGCACAUCUCCCCUCCCCCACCUCGUCGGUACUCCCCUGGUUCAAAAUAAAUUUCUUACCUGCCUGCUAACUUCUAGUGGAGUUAAUGAGCUCCCAAGCACAGGGUGGCGGAGAGGGCAGGAAAGGGAGCUCCGUGUUGUGCCUGGGAACCAGAACUUGGAAGAUUCAUGGCUAGGAAAGACAGAUUGGAGGGGCGCGACUCCAACCCCCAUGAACACGUAUACCCAGGGAGAGUCAGGGGCCAUUUGCCUGGAACAGAAAAUCACACCCAGCCUGGCCAGCUUAAGUUUAAAUUAAGUCCUGCUUUCUUCCUCCACUCCAACACCGCAGCUCACCCAUCCCCAGACUCCGCCUUCUUUCAGGUCUCUUGAAUCCCUCCUACCCCACCUCCCACCCCACCCCCGCACUGAAGCAAUAAUAGAACUUCCAGGUUUAGUUUACCAGCGAGGAAACUGAGGCUCAGCAAUACUAAACCACCUUCGCCAAAGUCUCCAGGGCUGUCUACCCCCAUAAUCCAAACCUGUUUUUCUCUCAAGCUAGGCUUUCACUAUGUAGCCCAGGCUAACCUUGAACUCAAUGGUCUUUCUGUCUCAGUCUCCAAAUGCUGGGACUAGUAGCCACCACUUCUGGCAAGCCAGGGUUGGUUUGUUUGUUUAGAUUUAUGUGUGUGUGUUGCCUGCAUGUAUGU
Molecule: messenger RNA, 2112 nt
Organism: Peromyscus leucopus (white-footed mouse)
Lineage: Eukaryota; Metazoa; Chordata; Mammalia; Rodentia; Cricetidae
Gene: Tgfbr3l
Product: transforming growth factor beta receptor 3 like
Exons: 6
Coding region: 129-1721 (530 amino acids)
Source: RefSeq, a predicted model, not a curated record